Williopsis jadinii is the source of this 1434-nucleotide messenger RNA. It is a transcript of the gene NGL2, whose product is annotated as RNA exonuclease. The transcript has a single exon. NCBI's taxonomy places the organism in Eukaryota, Fungi, Ascomycota, Saccharomycetes, Phaffomycetales, Wickerhamomycetaceae. The record is from RefSeq and is a predicted model, not a curated record. Bases 1 to 1434 code for a protein of 477 amino acids. Gene Ontology annotation, molecular function: poly(A)-specific ribonuclease activity.
AUGAGCUCUGAUACUGCUUCGAGUGAUAAGAAGAGAGGAAAAGCCAAGCCGCCUCCAAACAUCACGCCAGAGUAUAUCGCAGAACAAAGGGCCAAGCGUGAAGCUGCGAAGAAGGCCAAAAGAGAUGCGCUCAUUGCUCAAGGCAUAGAUCCCGAUGAGCUUGCGAUUCCAAAGGAUCUCAGGUUCAUAAAGAGACCAAUUCUACGAGUCCCGGGGCUGAAGCCACGGAGCAACGCUUUCAAGGUGUCUAUAAUGACCUACAACGUAUUGGCACAGGCUCUGAUUCGAAGAAAGCUGUUCCCAACCAGUGGGAAUGCCGUGAAGUGGUUCAAGAGAUCACAGGUUUUGCUGAGCGAGUUCAAGCACUAUGACAGUGACGUCCUGCUGCUCCAGGAGGUUGAUUAUGUGCAGUACAAGUCCUUCUGGAAGGCCGAGCUGGCUAAGCUGGGCUAUGAUUCGCAGUAUAACAGAUGGGGAGAAAAGAACCACGGAGUUGCGAUCUUCUUCAAGGCGAAGCUGUUCUUCAUGACCGACAGAAUGAAUAUCGACUACGAUAAGGAGCCCAGUGGUGAGGUAGAACCGAGAACUGUGACGAAGAACGUUGGCUUGGUGCUGGCUCUCCAGUUCCAGAAAUCCGUCCUGGCUCAAUACCCAGAUACUGACAAGAAAGGUAUACUCGUUGGCACAACACAUCUCUUCUGGCAUCCAUUCGGCACAUAUGAGAGAACCAGGCAGACCUACGUGAUACUGAAGAAGUUCAGCGAGUUCGAGCAGAGGGUGAAACUGCUACAGGGAGGCGAGUGGUUUAACUAUUUUGGUGGUGAUUUCAACUCUCAGCCCUUUGACUCCCCAUACUUGUCAAUGACAUCCAAACCAGUGGUCUACGACGAACGCUGUAAAAGAGUGAUUGAGUGCUCCACAUCUUUCCAGUACUCCAAGCUCAGAGAAGGCGUUGAUGAUGAGGAUAACGACGAAGAAGGUGGCAACAUUGAGAAAUUUGGGGAGAACCAGCCAAAGGACCCAGUGCCAGAUGAGUUCGUAGCCACGGAGGAACAGCAACAAUUGGUGGUGAAGAUGCAAAACCUGCACAACAAUCUGCCCAUGAGAGCCAUCUCGUUAUACUCUGUUGCCUACAACCUGGUCCAUCCAGAGAACUCGGGCCUGGAUAACGAUGCUGGGGAGCCAGAGAUCUCGAAUUGGGCCCAUGCCUGGAGAGGGUUGUUGGACUACAUCUGUUUCAUUACAUCAUGGGAACCAAGCACGAGUUCGAAAGUGGAAACAUUAGAGGAGUUUGAAUCUCUGACACACACCAGGGUCACUGGGCUGCUGAGGAUGCCACCAGCGAGUGAGAUGACUGAACAUGGCCAACCUCACGAGGGUGAAUACCCGAGCGACCACCUGUGUAUGAUUGCAGAAGUGGAGCUGCUGAUGUAA